AUGUUAAAAAGCAAUUCUUAUCAUAUAAAGACACCUAGAAAAUUUAGACAACCAAAUAUGUUAUCAUAAGAAUUAUUGUAAAAAUUAACUCAAUCGAAACUAGAAAAUAGAUAAUAGAAAGAAUAUUUUGAUAAACUUAUAUUAAUUAAUGGAGCCAAAAAAGUAAAAUAAAUUUCUAGAUCCAUUGAAGGAGGAUCUUAAAGUUAUAGAGAAAUAGUAUAAUAAAGUUUAAAUCUUUUUAAUUUAAAUAAAGAAGUUAUAUCAAAGGAUUUAAGUUAAAGAAAGUCAAAUGAAGAAAUACAAAGUACUUAAAAAAAAUCAAGACAUGUCAGUCAUAUUAGUUAAAUAUGGACAAAAAGGAAUAGAACUGAUAGCAAUUCCUUAACUCCAAGGAAAGUGGGAGUAAACGAUUUUAUAUUAAAUGCGAGCGCUUUUUUAAAGGAAAAGCAAUUAGAAAAUUAAUUAGACAAACUCUCUUAUCAAAUAGUAUAACUUUAAAAUAAAUCUAAUUAAUUGGAGAUAUAAAAUAGAAUGUUAUUUUCAAAUUUGUAAUAAUAUUAAUAAGAUUCUCAUAACAUGAAAGUAUUAUGAAUUUUAUAUUUAGGAUAGGCAUUCUCUUAUUCAAAAAUUAGAUACAAUGAUUGUGAUGUAAUAACGAUAGGAAGAAAAUCUUAAUUACUUUAAAUAAUUAUUUAAAGAGAAUAGUGAUGAGAACAAGAAAACAUCUAAUUCCCUCCCAAAACUUAGACCGGCAGGUUUAUCAGCAUAUCUUGGUUUAAAAAUUUGA
Paramecium primaurelia is the source of this 787-nucleotide messenger RNA. The record is from the annotation of a GenBank genome assembly. NCBI's taxonomy places the organism in Eukaryota, Ciliophora, Oligohymenophorea, Peniculida, Parameciidae.